AUGACACUAGGAAUAGAGCGUACCAGACGAGCCGGCAAAGGGUCAGAAGUUAUAAAGAUUUAUGGAAAGACCCAGAAAACACCAAGUCAAUUCAAGAAGUUUCUUGCUCAUGGAUCUAACAAGGAACAUCUUGUUGAGUUUCUUUUCAAAACCUGGCAAGAUCUCUAUCUUCGAACGAAUAUCAAAUUGAUCAUCUCGCAUGGGAUUCACUGUCAUCAACUCACGUGGGAUACUCAUGGAAAAUGUCAUGUCGAAGAUGUUGAGGGAUUGAUUUCAGACCACGAAGAAGCAGAGACUCGUCUCCUGCUACACGCCAAGAACGCCAGUGACACGGGUGAGCAUUCUUCUGUGGUUAUUAGAAGUCCAGAUACUGAUGUCGCCAUCAGUUGUCUAAGGUUUUCUGUAGCCGUACCACAUCUAUACUUCCAAACUGGAAAGUGAAAUUUACAACGCAUCAUUUCUAUUGAUUCAAUGGUUCAAGCAUUAGGAACAGAUGUCUGUAGAAGUCUUAUUGGUCUGCAUGUUUAUAGUGGUUGCGACUCGACAAGUGCAUUUUACGGUAAAGGAAAGAAGAAGGCGUACGAUGUAAUGAAAUCAGAUGCAAAGUUCAUUGAAUGCUUUGCUGGUCUCGGCGAGUCAUUCACAGCAUCCCCAGAGCUUGUGGAAGUCUUGGAGGAAUUCACUUGCAAGUUGUAUAGUGAUUCAUCAGAGGAAAUAGAUGUUUGCAGGUACAAGCUAAUAGCCGUAGCGUCAUAG
Paramuricea clavata is the source of this 756-nucleotide messenger RNA. NCBI's taxonomy places the organism in Eukaryota, Metazoa, Cnidaria, Anthozoa, Malacalcyonacea, Plexauridae. The record is from the annotation of a GenBank genome assembly.